AUGGCCUGGGUACAUAACCUCCAAGGCGUCGACCCCGAAAGCCACAUUGCGCGUGACAUCGCCAUCUGUUUGUUUUUCUCGACCCUGGCCUUCGUGGCGGUCGGCGUCCGUUUCUGGAUCCGGUUGCAGGCAAAUCGAUGUCCCUGGGCCGAUGACUUUGCGGCCCUGUCCAGUGCCAUCUUAGGGGCUGGUUAUACGGGGAUUGCGGUGGGUCAAACGCGAUGGGGUCUAGGGACGAGUGCUGCCUUUUUUCCUGUUGAGAAUGCGGUGCCUUUCUCUAAGGUUCAAUAUGCUGGCGGCCCAGUCUACACACUCGCUCUCCUCGGGUUCAAAGUCUCCUUGUUGGCGUCAUAUCUCCGCAUUGGGGGCUUUAUUCGCGCCUACAAGGUGGUGAUCAUCGUGGCGAUCGUGGGCGUCGUGUGUAAUCAAAUGAUCUUUACCUGCUUAUUGCUGUUUGCAUGUCAUCCAAUCAAAAAACAGUGGGAUGCAAUGGUCCCUGGGAAAUGCAUCGAUACUGUGGCUUCUUAUUUCGCCCUGGCGGGGACUAGUCUCGGAUUCGAUAUGAUCAUCAUCGCGCUGCCAUUGCCGGUGCUGUGGCGGUUACGGUUACGGUUGAGACAGAGGAUCGCUCUCGUAGCCAUCUACGCCCUCGGAUUUUUCAUCACCAUCAUCCAAAUCAUCCGCAUCUUCACCAUUAAAGCCCUAGAGACGUAUACAGAUAGUGAACCAAUCGUGAUGUGGUCCAGCGUGGAGAUAAGUCUUGGUGUAAUAAUCUCCUGUGUUCCCACCUACGGUACAUACUUCCACACCUUCGCGACAAACGUGAACGCCUACUGGCGCCGACACAGCAGCACUUUCACGUGGAAGUCGGAUCGCUCGAACUCGCAUAGCGGGCCGAGUGGGAAUGGGAAUGAGAUAUCGAAUUCACAUUCGAAGAGGAGUUCAAAUUCCGGAUCGCAAGGUACUACGCAUACUACUGCGACGACUACGACGAUUGGGAGUGGAGGGUCAAGGAAGGAGAGGGAUAGUAUGGUCCCAGACAUGGGGCUGGCGAGUUUUGAUUUCAAUGAGUUUGUUUGA
Aspergillus affinis is the source of this 1080-nucleotide messenger RNA. RefSeq names its product putative integral membrane protein (Pth11). The coding region runs from base 1 to 1080 and encodes 359 amino acids. The transcript is spliced from 7 exons. Lineage: Eukaryota; Fungi; Ascomycota; Eurotiomycetes; Eurotiales; Aspergillaceae. The record is from RefSeq and is a predicted model, not a curated record.